Messenger RNA from Lontra canadensis (Northern American river otter), 887 nucleotides. RefSeq names its product DEPP1 autophagy regulator (gene DEPP1). Gene Ontology annotation, cellular component: mitochondrion. Gene Ontology annotation, biological process: regulation of autophagy. Lineage: Eukaryota; Metazoa; Chordata; Mammalia; Carnivora; Mustelidae. The transcript is spliced from 2 exons. The record is from RefSeq and is a predicted model, not a curated record. Bases 231 to 857 code for a protein of 208 amino acids.
UCUGGGUUCACCAGAUAGCUCGGGGACGCUUGCACGCCGGACAGUGGCCUGUCGUCCCCACCACCCAUCUCCUGGCCAUUCCACGCCGGACACAGGGCUCUGACGGCCGGGCCCCCAGCCCUCCACUUGAGCUUCCUGGGUCUUCCCAAGGACUGUCCUUGCUUAUCCAGCAGCCCUGUGAGCCCCAAGUUCCCUCGACUCCAGGUCGCUGUUCUGCAUCGCCGACGGCCAUGAGGUCCCGGCUCCUGCUUCCCGUGGCCCACCUGCCCACGAUCCAGGAGACGCUGGAGGAGAUGCUGCCUGGGGGGCCUGGGCAGGAGCCCCCGGCCUCCCCCAGUCUGGAUGACUACGUGAAGUCUAUCUGUCAGCUGGCUCAGCCCACUUCAGUGCUGGAUGUGGCCACAGCCAGGGCCCAACCUGGUAGAACCCCCCGGCCAGCCCGCGCCUUCAAGAAGAGCCCUCCUCCUGAGUCCCUACAGGACAUUACUACCCGCUUCAGUGGUCAGCAGCCGGCACUGCCCGGGGACGGCACUGCUGACCCCCUGGACUGGCUCUUUGGGGAGUCCCAGGAAAAAAAGUCAAGUAGGAGGGACCAGCCAAGGAGGACUGUCUCCUCUGCUGACUCCUGGGAUCCACACAAACAGAUGGACUGUGGCAAGGCACGAGGGACCCCCAGAGGGAGACCCUGGGAUGCCAGGGUGCAGGGGCACUCUCUGGCAAGACCCUCAAGGGACUCGCACCAGGGCUCCUGGGCUUCCAGGCAACUCUGUAUGGACACGGCCUCCCCCCCAGCCCCCCGCCCCAGCAGCACCCUCAGAACUCUCUAUUUGCACCUCCCAGUGAUCCAUGAACUCUAACCCCUCCCCAAUAAAGUCUUCUGUACAGAG